This is a messenger RNA of Rhizoctonia solani, 390 nucleotides long. Its product is annotated as Retrotransposable element Tf2 protein. The transcript has 2 exons. Bases 1 to 390 code for a protein of 129 amino acids. Gene Ontology annotation, biological process: chromatin organization; negative regulation of transcription by RNA polymerase II. NCBI's taxonomy places the organism in Eukaryota, Fungi, Basidiomycota, Agaricomycetes, Cantharellales, Ceratobasidiaceae. The record is from RefSeq and is a predicted model, not a curated record. Gene Ontology annotation, cellular component: pericentric heterochromatin. Gene Ontology annotation, molecular function: chromatin binding.
AUGCCAAUGAAGGUCAUGACAAAAAGACCUUUUGAAGUCACCAAGAAGAUCUCAAGCCACGCAUACCGCCUAAAGCUCCCUGAAUCACUGAAAAUCCAUGAUGUUUUUUACGUAGGACUACUUUCCAAAAGCCACAAAUCACCUAACCAGCCAUUCCCGGAACGCCCCCCUCCUGAAACAAUAAGAGGAGAGGAAGAAUACAAGGUGGAACAGAUCAUAGAUUCCAAGAGGCAACAAGGAAAGUGGUUCUACCUAAUCAAAUGGAAAGGAUACAGGCCAGAAGACAACUCUUGGGAACCAGAGGAACUACUGGAACACAGUCAAGAAGAAAUCCGUUGCUUCAACAAGUCACGACUGAAAAAGGCUUGUGACUCCGCCAAGAGCCUUUAA